AUGGCAGAAAACAUCAAGGGCGCCCUGGACCUAACCCGCCAGGAGGCAAUGGCCAUCGCUGCCCUCGCUACAGCAGGAAUCUACAACGCCGUCGAAAUCUACGUCCUCAUCUUCAGCACCUUCCGCCAGCGCCGCGGCCGCUACUUCUGGAGCAUGGUCGUCGCCAACACCGGCAUCUUCGUCCACGCCAUCGUCUCACUGAUCCGCUACCUUCGGCGCGGUGGUACCGUCGUUCCCGGCGCCUUCGCGUUGCUAGCUUGGUGCGCUAUGGUAACGGGCCAGUCCGUGGUGCUGUGGUCACGGCUGCAUCUUGUCGUGUAUAAUCGCACGUCGAUACGCCUCGUGCUCGCCAUGAUCGUCGCCAACGGGUGCGCGAUACAUAUUCCCAUGGCGGUGUUGUGGGUUUUAUGCUGGGCGACGCCGACUGGGGAGCAGGCCGGUUGGGUUGAGAAGUACGGGGUGUAUGAAAAGGUGUCAAUUGUGGUGUUUACGCUGCAGGAGACGUUCAUCACGGGGAUCUUUGCGCGGCAAGGGUUUUUCAAUCUGAAGCCGCUCUUUGCAUUCAAGACGAGGGCGGCCAAGUUGAUAUCAUGGUAUCUGCUUGGUCUAUUCGUCCUCGUCUUUUUACUGGAUGUCGGGCUUAUUGUGCUCGAGUACACCAACAACUUUGUGUUCCAGACGACGAGCAAGCCCCUGGUCUACAGCAUCAAGCUCAAGGUUGAGUUCACGGUGCUCAACAAGCUGCUCGCCUUCACCAAGAUGAACCCGUGCGACUGCCACCACUUGGACGAUACGCCGGGCGGCUAUACAAAGGGUCUGAUCACGCAGGACACUACAGGCACGACCAAGGGCUUGACGCAAGCGCAGAGGGAGAUGAUGAUGCAAGGUGGAGGACCGAUGGUGUCGCCCGGACCGGAUCGGCCGGAUCACAUAUUCGACGGUACCAGGCCGGUGUCAGUGGAGGAGAGGACGUGA
This is a messenger RNA of Colletotrichum godetiae, 975 nucleotides long. RefSeq lists its product as uncharacterized. The transcript has a single exon. Bases 1 to 975 code for a protein of 324 amino acids. The record is from RefSeq and is a predicted model, not a curated record. Lineage: Eukaryota; Fungi; Ascomycota; Sordariomycetes; Glomerellales; Glomerellaceae.